CCGCCGCCGCGCCGGCCCGCCGGAAACGCCGCCCGGGCGCCGCGGCUCCGGCCAUGGAGGGCGAGGAAGCGGCGCUGGCCUGGAUGGACCAAGCCCUGGACGUGGCCAAAGAAGCCUUGGAGCACGGGGAGGUGCCCGUGGGUUGCCUCCUGGUCUACGACAACGAGGUGCUGGGGAAGGGCAGGAACGAAGUGAACGAGACCAAGAACGCUACUCGACAUGCAGAGAUGGUGGCAAUUGAUCGGGUCCUUGAAUGGUGUCAGCAAAACAACAAAGUUCAUGAGGAAGUGUUUCCAAAGACAGUCUUGUAUGUAACUGUAGAGCCUUGUAUCAUGUGUGCAGCCGCCCUGCGCUUGAUGAAAAUUCCACGAGUAAUAUAUGGCUGUCAAAAUGAGCGAUUUGGAGGCUGUGGCUCAGUCUUGAACAUUGCUUCUGGAGACUUGGUAGACACAGGAGAACCAUUUGAAUGCGUUGCUGGCUAUCGUGCCAAAGAAGCUGUGGAAUUGUUAAAAGCUUUCUACAGACAAGAAAAUCCCAAUGCACCAAAAUCAAAAGUACGGAAAAAGAAACAUCGUGGUUCGUCCAGCACUGAUGGGAUACAGAAACUCACAGAAUAAUGAUAUAAAAAGAUUUCUUCAGUGUCCUCCUUUUUUCGGAAUGGAUUUUUAUAUUAAACUAUAUCAAGUA
This is a messenger RNA of Rhea pennata, 687 nucleotides long. It is a transcript of the gene ADAT2, whose product is annotated as adenosine deaminase tRNA specific 2. Bases 54 to 617 code for a protein of 187 amino acids. Gene Ontology annotation, molecular function: zinc ion binding; tRNA-specific adenosine-34 deaminase activity. NCBI's taxonomy places the organism in Eukaryota, Metazoa, Chordata, Aves, Rheiformes, Rheidae. The transcript has 6 exons. Gene Ontology annotation, biological process: tRNA wobble adenosine to inosine editing. Gene Ontology annotation, cellular component: nucleus; cytoplasm. The record is from RefSeq and is a predicted model, not a curated record.